UUCCCCCCUCGGACACACCACAGCCCACGCAGUCAAGAUGCGGUACAUUCACUCCGAGGAAACGCUGCCCGUCCCCGAGAAUGUGAAGGUUCACAUUCGCUCUCGCGUUGUGACCGUCGAGGGACCCCGAGGCAAGCUCGUUAAGGACCUUUCUCACAUCGCCGUCACCUUCGGCCGCCCCGAGAAGAAUGUCAUCAGCAUCCAGCUGCACCACGGUGCUCGCAAGGGUGUUGCUACCCUCCGCACCGUCCGCACCCUCAUCAACAACCUGAUCAUCGGUGUCACCAAGGGCUUCAAGUACAAGAUGCGUUACGUCUACGCUCACUUUCCCAUCAACGUCAACCUUGAGAAGAACGCCGAGACUGGCCAGGUCGAAGUUGAGAUCCGUAACUUCUUGGGUGAGAAGUACGUCCGCCGCGUGACUGCCCAGCCCGGUGUUGAGAUCGUCACCUCCGCCAACGUCAAGGAUGAGCUCGUGCUCUCCGGUAACUCCCUUGAGGGUGUCUCCCAGAGUGCUGCCGACAUCCAGCAGAUCUGCAGAGUCCGCAACAAGGAUAUCCGUAAGUUCCUUGACGGUCUGUACGUGUCGGAGCGGGGUAACGUUGUCGAGGAGUAAGCGGUUGGAAAUGUCCGCCAUGGUGGGUAGUGAAGGAAUGUUCGAAGAGAAUACAUUUUCGCCUACUUGCAUAGGGAAGCAACGCGAAAUUUAAAACCCAAAAUCAUGGAAUUUCAAAAUGCCCUUUUAACGUGUCCAC
Molecule: messenger RNA, 755 nt
Organism: Aspergillus saccharolyticus JOP 1030-1
Lineage: Eukaryota; Fungi; Ascomycota; Eurotiomycetes; Eurotiales; Aspergillaceae
Product: 60S ribosomal protein uL6
Exons: 5
Coding region: 38-616 (192 amino acids)
Biological process (GO): cytoplasmic translation
Cellular component (GO): cytosolic large ribosomal subunit; ribosome
Molecular function (GO): structural constituent of ribosome; rRNA binding
Source: RefSeq, a predicted model, not a curated record